AGAGCUAGGAGCUGAGUUCACAGCGGGGACGAGGAAGAAGGCUGUGGAGGCGGAAGUGUUUGAAUCAGUGUCAGACAUGGCUGCGAACGGGGAUCGGUUGAGAGCGUUGAAGGAAUUGGGCAACAUGAGAAGAGCUGGACUCGUUGUUUUAUUGCUGCUGGAUUUGUGUCUUCAGCCUGUGCGAGGUUACCUGAGCUCGGAGCAGCACAUCCCUAACUAUGUUCAGGACGUUCCACAGGCCCGCAGCACAGCCACGCCCGCUGCUGCGGCUGUUAAGGUUCAGAUGACCAGCACAACCAGCUACUCUUCCCAGUGUCCGAGCAGAGGGCUAUGCUCCAAGCUGCCUCCAGCCUGCAUGACCUGCAACACCAGCACCUCCUGCAGAUACGGCAAGCUUGUCACGUUCCAGUGCAGCGUCAAUCAAACUGUGCACUGUGUGGAUGAGUCUGGACAGCCACAGAAGACAUUCCCUUUUCUGAUGAAGUGCCAGUUCUGCUGGCAGCUGCCCCCCUUUCAGUACAGGUGUAGCGAGUCUACCAGCUGCAUGACCGUCUCCUGUCCCCGCAAGCGCUACAACGCCAACUGCAGUGUGCUGGACCACGUCCACUGCCUGGGGAACCGGAAAUUCCACAAAAUGCUUUACUGCAACUGGACAGGGGGUUACAAGUGGUCAACCGCGCUGGCUCUGAGCAUCACUCUGGGUGGGUUCGGCGCGGAUCGCUUCUACCUGGGCCAGUGGAGGGAGGGUCUGGGGAAGCUCUUCAGUUUCGGAGGUCUGGGGAUCUGGACUCUGAUCGACGUGCUGCUCAUUGGAGUGGGCUACGUGGGGCCGGCCGACGGCUCCCUCUACAUCUGAGCCAACGAGGGAACCAAGGAGCCAACCUGCAGUGACUACCUCCAGACUGCACCUUUUUCUACUUGGCUUUGUUUACUAUAGUUUUAAAUGAAUCUUGCAUGAUGUGACGAAAAACAUAAUCAUGGACUUUUUUUCGCUGCCUAAAAUGCUUUUCUUAAUAAGAAAUUGACUCAUUUCAAAACCUGGAAUAUUUCUCAAUUUUAAAAUAAGAGCUGGGGGAGGGAGACCAGGCCACAAUUAUAUGGACUGGUCCUGCUUCAGUUUCCCCCUGCCAUUCUUUGGAAAGCUGUCUGCAGUCCUCGGUCUUGUAAAUAUUUGUAAAGUAUGUAUAGAAUCCACAGUCUAUCGGGUUGGACACAAAUGCAAUCCAAAAGAGGAAUGGGAGGCUAGGAGUGUAUGAUAAGUUUGGAGAAGAUUUGUCACAACUCAGGUCAGUUGUCAUGGUUACCAUGUAGAGUGUGUGACCAGGUAGAUCAGUUGUCAUGGUUACCAUGUAGAGUGUGUGACCAGGCAGAUCAGUUGUCAUGGUUACCAUGUAGAGUGUGUGGCCAGGCAGAUCAGUAGAUAUGUACAUCAGAUGCAUAUUUUGAAUCGGAACCAUCAGUACGUAUUUAUAACCUGGAAUAGUGAGCUAUUGUAAAGCUUUGUAAAGUACUUCUGUUUAACAUUGCUCUUGGGUACUGUAAACUGAAUACAUUUCACUUAGAAGAAACAAAAUUAUUUUUGCUACAUGGCCAUUCAUUACUCUUUUAGUUUUUUCUACCCCCAAACAAAUGCUGUUCACAGUAUCGAUAAACAAGAGGGUCCACCAUCAUGGCUAUUUUCAUAUUUUACCCUCCUAAACAAAAUGUUUGAAUGUGCAAUUUAAAUUGGAAAAAAAACUGCUUUUAUAUUUGAAAAAUAAUUGAAGGGAAUAAAUCUUAAGUGUCCAAGCUCAUGUCAUUUCAAUUAGUUAAAACCAGAGGGCUUAAUCCUUUGUAAUGUAAAACAGCCCUGGUUAAAAUCCUGCAUCUACUAAAGUCCCAUCUAGGUUCCUAAAAUGACCUUUGGAUAAGAUUCCAUGUAGUGCUGUGAACUUCUAAUGGUAUUAACCUGCCUUUCUCAUAACUGCAGCCACAUCUGUGUAAGUCUCUUCUGCACUGUAAAUAAAUGGAAACUUACUGAA
Molecule: messenger RNA, 2021 nt
Organism: Acipenser ruthenus (sterlet)
Lineage: Eukaryota; Metazoa; Chordata; Actinopteri; Acipenseriformes; Acipenseridae
Product: TM2 domain-containing protein 3-like
Exons: 6
Coding region: 77-856 (259 amino acids)
Source: RefSeq, a predicted model, not a curated record